Myiozetetes cayanensis is the source of this 8769-nucleotide messenger RNA. RefSeq names its product transcription factor 3 (gene TCF3). Lineage: Eukaryota; Metazoa; Chordata; Aves; Passeriformes; Tyrannidae. Gene Ontology annotation, molecular function: RNA polymerase II cis-regulatory region sequence-specific DNA binding; protein dimerization activity; DNA-binding transcription factor activity, RNA polymerase II-specific. The record is from RefSeq and is a predicted model, not a curated record. Gene Ontology annotation, cellular component: transcription regulator complex. Gene Ontology annotation, biological process: regulation of transcription by RNA polymerase II. The transcript has 20 exons. The coding region runs from base 139 to 2157 and encodes 672 amino acids.
CCGCCGCCGCCGCCCCCGGCCCUGGGCGCCGCGGCCGCCCCCGCCCCCGCCGCGACCCCCGCGACCCUUCAUGCGCUUCCCCUGCCCCCGGGCGCGCCGGGCCUGGAACAGGACUGCCACUGUUGAGUCUGUGGGAAUAUGAAUCAGCAGCAGCAGAGAAUGGCUGCAGUUGGGACAGACAAAGAGCUCAGUGACCUGCUGGACUUCAGUAUGAUGUUUCCCCUGCCAGUGGCUAAUGGAAAAAACAGACCCACGACCCUAGCGAGCACUCAGUUUGGAGGAUCAGGCUUGGAUGAAAGACCGGGAUCAGGUUCCUGGGGAACGGGAGAUCAAAACAGCUCCGCGUUUGACCAAGGAAGGAGCUACGGCGAAGGGCCCCACUACGGCGAGCACCGGGACAUGCCCUCCCACAACAGCAUCUCCUCGUCACCAUUCCUGGGAGCAGGGCUCGUGGGGAAGAGCAGUGACAGAGCCUCAUACUCCACGUUUGGAAGAGACACAGGGAUGCCAGGACUAAACCAGAGCGGGUUCCUGCCCAGCGAAAUGGGAAUCGCCAGCCCCGGCACUCUGUCCCCCACGGGGGGCAAAGGGGGGUCCCAGUAUUUCUCUUACCCCAACAAUCCUCGCAGGAGAGGUGCUGAGAGCAGCAUUGAUGGACAGCCCAAAAAGGUUCGGAAGGUGCCUCCUGGACUCCCCUCCUCGGUGUAUCCAUCCAACUCAGGUGAUGACUACAGCAGGGAUCCAGCUGGAUAUACUCCCUCAAAACCUCCCAGCACUGUGUAUCCUGGAGCCUUUUAUAUGGCAGAUGGACUCCAUAACUCGGCAGACCUGUGGAGUUCCCCGGGUGCCAUGAGCCAGUCGAGUUACGGUGCCAUGCUGGGCAGCUCCUCCUCCCCACUCCCACAGUCCAGUGGCUUCAACAGUUUACACCAGCACGAACGCAUGAACUACCAGCUGCAUUCAGGAGAGGUGAACGGGGCACUCCCCUCCGUGUCCGGCUUCUCCUCGGCCUCCACGCCCUACGGAGUGUCCAGUCACACGCCCCCGAUCAGCGGCACAGACAACAUGAUGGGUAACAGAGGAACCACAGCCGGGAGCUCUGGAGACGCGCUCGGGAAGGCACUGGCCUCGAUUUACUCCCCUGAUCACUCUAGCAAUAACUUCUCCUCAAACCCCUCCACACCGGUCGGCUCCCCGCAGGGGCUUGCAGGCACGUCGCAGUGGCCGCGGGCGAGCGGAGCGGGUGCCUUAUCUCCCAGCUAUGAAGGGAGCCUCCACACUUUGCAAAACAAAAUGGAAGACAGGUUGGACGAAGCCAUCCACGUGCUGAGGAACCACGCCGUGGGCCAGACCGCUGCCAUGCCCAGCAACCACGGGGACAUGCACGGGCUCCUGGGCUCGGCUCCCCCCCACAGCGCCGCCGUGGGCAGCCUGGGCCAGGCCUUCCCUGCCUCGGUCAUGGCCCUGGGCAACAGGCACCCCAGCCUGGUGGGAGGAGGUCACCCCGAAGAUGGCUUGUCCAGCAACCCCAGCUUGCUCCACAACCACGUCACGCUGCCAUCCCAGCCCAGCUCGCUCCCUGACCUCAGCAGGCAGCAGGACACGUACAGCGGUUUGUCCGGGGGGCUGGGGCGGAGCAGCGUCUCCUCGGGAACGAGCGAAAUAAAGAGGGAGGAGAAGGAGGACGAGGAGAACACGUCAGUGGCAGACAACUCAGAGGAGGAGAAGAAGGAGCUGAAACCCUCUAGGAACAGAACAAGGUGCUCUUUGAACAGUCAAGAUGAGGAUGAGGAGGACGAUCUUCUUCCCCCAGAGCAAAAAGCCGAGAGAGAGAGAGAAAGGAGGGUCGCCAAUAAUGCCCGUGAGCGCCUGCGGGUCCGGGACAUCAACGAGGCCUUUAAAGAGCUCGGACGCAUGUGCCAACUGCACCUAAACAGCGAAAAACCGCAGACCAAACUGCUAAUCCUACACCAGGCCGUAUCAGUCAUACUGAACCUGGAGCAACAAGUUAGAGAGCGCAACCUGAACCCUAAAGCAGCCUGCUUGAAGCGUCGGGAAGAGGAGAAAGUGUCCGGAGUGGUAGGAGACCCCCAGAUGACACUUUCAGCUUCACAUCCUGGUCUAGGAGACGGUCACAACCCUGUUGGACACAUGUAAAGUUGUAGGUCUCCCUGUUCCUCUGGCUACAGAGAUCUGUAGGAAGAAAGCCCUCGGUGUGACCUGCAACCUUCUUGAACCAUGGACUGUAGUACUGCUCAUACUGACACACGCAGACGGAUCCUGGUGUGACGUAAGGGGUGGAAAAAAAACACUUUGUCAAAAACAGAACGGAAACAAAAAAAUUGCCUUAAGUAUAAAGUGCAGAACAGUCAAUACAUAUCACUCAGUUAGGAGGGGGUGGCGUGUUCUCUUGGCUUGUUCACAAGCAGCCAGCAGCAAAAUUGUGCCUAAGCUUGAUAUUUCUUUUUUUUUUAAAAAAAAAAAAAAAGAACAUUAGUUAUGAGAUUUUUUAUGUAGAACAAAUAGCAAUGCCUUUUGGGUUUUUUUUAGCUUCUUUUGCAUAUGUUUUGUAAGCGACGAAAAGAAUUUUUUUUUUUUGUAUAAAAACAUGUCUUGUACCCUCCGCUUUUCUGCUGCUGUUUCUAUAGUUAACGUUGCAUCUUUAGGAUCAACCAGAAUAUUAAAAUUGUAUUAAGAGAGACUGGAUAUAAAGAGAGGAAUUCUCAGAUUCGGCUCGGAAAGCCACUAAAAGCGAAUGUAGCCACAGCAAGGGGAUGUUCUUCCUUGCCUGGCUUGUACCUUCCAUGACAAAAAAAAAAACAAACAAACUCACGUGCUGAAUUCACCAUCUCUUUUGCUUCGGCCACUUCUGAUUUGGGAAAAGGAAGUUAAACAGCAAAGCAAGCGGCAGCAGCGCCCCUUGCUCCUCCCGGGAGGCGACCGAGGUGCUCUGCGAGGUUUGCUUUAUUCCUGGAGAUCUGGCGUGGCACAGGAGGUGCCCCACGGCUGUCCCGGAGCUGCCGGGAGGGAGCAGGGGUGGAAGAGACCCAAGGCACUGGGGCACUUCCAGGCAAAGCGGAGCGGGAACACGGAUGCCCGAGGAAAGCCCGAGGUGGAGGGAAGAGCCUCUUCCCCACACGCCUGAGCUGUCGGAGGCAGUUCCAGGAGCAGCGCUGAACAAAGACCGAGUGAACAAAGCUGGAGCACUGGGAAGAGGCGGAGGCAGCAGCAGAACAUGGGGCCAGGCAGCCCGGUAUCCGGGGCAGGAAGAGACCUGGAACGUGGGCUCACUCCAGCCCUUGGCAAGCCAUGACCAGCAGCAGGAUCCCUUCUCCCUGCACUGGAGUCACCGCCACUGGAAGUGGAAAACACCACAGGCUCGGGGAGAGGGGCCUCACACUCUGCUGUCACCUCCUGUCACAUCUCCAGGGCAUCCUUGGAGGCAGACUGAGCUCGGCACGGGCUUCCCGUGGGGAUGUGAGUGGUAACUUCACCUGCCUGCGGGCUCCUCUCCGUGCUGGGAAGGAGGGAAGCGGGAGCACCUGCCCUGCAGGACGUGCUCCAGCAGCCAAGCUGGGCCAGCCAUGCCCCACUGCCAGGGAUUCCCAGUGCUGCUCCAGAGUGCUCAGCAGGAGGAAGAUCCCUGGCAGCCCCACUGGGUGGCACAGAGAGGUGGAGCAAACGAAGAGGUGCUGGGCAGUGCUGAGCUGCAGCAGCCGUUCUGGAGGUGGCCAUGGAAAAACAUCCGCCGGGAAUUUACUCUGGUUUCUUCCCUCUCCUUCCCCUUCUGAAACGUUCUGUGCCUGGUUCCUCCCAGCUCUGCAGGCAGAUGGGGCAGUUCCCCAGGGAGUGUGACAUCUGGAAUGUUCUUGGACUGGGGCCACAGCUGCCCAGAUGUGCCUGGCAGAGCCCAGUCAGACAGGACAGUGCUGGCCUGGGGGGGACGUGGGGACGAUGAGUACGGUAGGAUCCCCCCUCUCCCCUACAGGGUCCAUCUCUCCCCUCUGCUGCUCCAGCCUUUGCUCCUGGGGAAGCUGUGCUGCUUUGGCAAAGGGAAGGACUGGCAAACAGGACUGGGUUCUGUAGCACUUCCCAGCAAUCCCGGGCUUUGGCAUAACCUCCUGGUGCUCCUCUGUGCUCGUGGCUGCACUUUGUGCUCUGGCAAACCCUGCUGGAAGUGCUUAUCUCCCACCUCACCUGGGCACCGUGGCCUCAGCUCCAGCAGCAUCUCUGAGAGGAGCCAGUCCAAGUGCCAGGGCAGCACUGGGACUGUCCCCUGCCUUGGGGCUCCACAGCAUCCACCCUUAGCUCUGAAGCUUUCGGGUGCUCCUGGCUUUCCCCAGCUUGCUGCUCCCACCAUUCCUUCUGUGUGGGGAGACCUGAGACCACAGCAGCCCCCAGCUGUGUUCCCAGGAAGGCCAGGAAAAGUCAGCAGUUCCAGCAGCCCAGGUUCUUCUUGCCUGUGUCAACAGACUCAUUUUAGCCUAAUUAGCUCGCCAGGUUAUGACACUUCCCUCCUUUGGGUUCUUCUGGCUGCUGAAUCACGGGGCAGUGAGAUAGAUGAGGUUUCCCUCCACGUGUGACAGUCCUUGACUCCCAUUCGUGCUCUGGGGUUCAAAUGUGGGGGCUCAGCAGCUGCUUUUUGCAGCUGUGAGAGGUGGCUUCAUCCCAUGAGAAUUCCUGCGCCAUGGGUGGGACAGUGAUGGGACUGCAGGGCUUUCACUGCCCAGGGUUUUCAGCUGGCUCAGUGCCCCUGCCCCAGGAGUGGGAGGGAUGGAGCAGUGUCCCAGAUCUGGCAAGCCUGAAACCCUACAAAAAAAAUUUAAAGUGCUUCCCAAACCCUUUGAUUCUGCCACAAGAAUUGAAGGCAGCAAUCGUGGACAACUGGACUUACAGAGACUAGUCAAGAAAAAUCCAGAAACUCAACAAAAUUGGAAAUUUGAGAAGAUUCAUGAGUUGUUCAAAAUUUUUCCUGAACUUCUUCAUCCCCUCCAAGUCCUGCAGGCCAGGGGGGAUUCGUGAUAAGCCAGAGCCUUUCCCACCAUCCCCAAACUCCCAGGCAUUGUGACAGAGAUGGGGCUUUUCAGCUGCAUUGCAGUGGUUGAGAUGCUGUUUUCUUGAUGGCAAACCCAGGCAACUUCCUUCCUUGGCAAGGCCUGGGUGAAGAUCCUUGAGCACAAACCCUCUAGAGCCAGGAUUUGGAGGAGAUCUGGGUUCCUCCAGCUCAAAAGCACAGUGUGGGGGUGGCAGUGCUGUGCCACCUUGAUGGCACGGCUUUGUGUGCCAGCCCAGUGUGGCCUCGGUGGCAUCUCUGCUUUCCAAGUGCUACAGGGCAAUUGGGAAGUGCAGCAAGGAAAAAUUCCUUUGGCUUCCCAGCGUGUUUGGUUCGGUAUGAAUGAGGUGCCUGUAACCUGCCAGGGAAAGUGGCUGUUCUAAAAAUGAGCACUAUCGGGUGCAGUCCCCAAAAUACCACCCUGAAAUGUCACCCUGUGGCAAUGAAACUCUUUUCUUUAGGUGUCAUGCUCACUGAGGGACAGGUCAGGGCUGUGCUGGCAUUCCACUUGGGAUCUUCACAGAUCCCCAGACCUGCUUCUCUGCCUGCCUGCAUGUCCCCCACACCCAUAGUGCUGCCAAGAGAGGUGUCCCAGGUGGGUGACAGACUGUAGAGUGCCAUUUAUUCAGUUUUCUGCUUCCUCUCUCAGCCCUGCAUGCACAGGUGCUCCUGGGCCACCUGCCCCUCCUCGCUGGGGGCCACAGAGCCCCCCCAAAGCUUCCAUCAUCAGACAGGGGAUCGAGGGGCUGCCUUCCCCUCUGUGCAGCUUCUAGUUUCUCUUUUCCCAGGCUGUAUCCCAGUCAAGCAGCAGAACUGGAUUCCCAUCUGCCUUGGGACACUCCUUAUGUGGCAAGGACAGUCCUGGAGUGCAGUCCUGGGGUCCCCAGCCCCAGGGGUCUGCCCUUCCUCCCCCCCAGCCAACCCCCUGCCUCCCUGCAUGAGCUGUUCGUGCCACGGUGCUGAGGAGUGUCUGGAAUCCGGUUUAUUAACAGUGAGAUUGCAGGUAUUUGUUCUUUCUCCCUUUUCACCUCCUUUUACCCCAGAGCAAAGCAGCUGCAGCCCCCCCAGGUCUUUACCUUCCUGGGCUUGUGCUGGGGCAGUGGUGUCAGCCUGCCUGCUCCUGCUGCUCCUGCUCCUGCUGUUGAUGUUGCUGCUGCUGCUGCUGCUGCUGCUGCUGCUGCUCACAGCCCAGGGAGCAGAAUUCCAGCUGUUUGCAGCCACCUUCCUGCCACCACUCCCUAGUCAGACCAACUCACAGCCAAGCAACUGCGGUUCCAGGGUCAGUGCAGAACCUGCUCUUGAAGGUCCUUUGUGCUCCCCCAGUGUCCCCACUGGAGCCAGCAGAGCCUUUGGGCCCUCGGCCCUCAUGGAGUGAUUCCCCACAUCCUCCCCUCAGCUGGUUGGGGGGGGCUUGAGAAACAAGAGGUUUUGGAACCCCCAACCCCUGCACCCCCUGAGCUUUGCUGCCAACUUUGGGGCCAGUGGAGCCCAAGAUCCUCUUGCAGGCCCUGCUCUGUUCUAGUGAGGACUCUGGGCCAGCUCCAGUCUCAGCAAAGCCCUGGCCUGGGCUUUGGGAUGUGAAGCAAAGCUGGGGCUGGAGUUGGGCCAGGACAAGCCAUCAGCCCCUCCUGCAGUGCUGGCUAACCCAGAGCAAGCUGUGCCCACUGGACUGCCCCGUUCCUGCCCGACACCAGCAAUAGCAAGGCCUGUUUUCUGUCCCCCAAGCUUGCACAAGGUCUUUGCCCUGUUAAAUCCUAUGCAACCCCCUCUCCUCUCACCAGGACUCUCCAGGUCCCAGCCCAGCCCAUUCUCUCUGCCCUUGUCCCAUGACUGCUGAGUUCUCCCUCCCUGCUGCUCUCAGAGUCCACCUUUAUUUCUAGCAGCUCCAAAAGCAUUCCAAGUCCUGUGCCCUGGAGCUGGGAAGGGGUAGAUGAGGGCUGAGACCGCAGGAACACCUCUUCCAAGUCAUUCUGUGGGAGCUGAGCACUCAAUUGGAGGGGGCAAGGCCUGGGGCCCCCCCACACCCCCUUCACCCUCCCGUGCCUUCUGCUCGCUGCCAUCCUUCACCCCCCUGCCCUGAAGGGAGAAGUUGAGUCCCACCACGUUGCUGCCCGGGCUGUUCUCUUAACACCUGAGCCUCAGGCUUGGCUUGGCUGCUCCCCCUUCAGCCCCCCCAAGCCUGAAGGAGUGUUUCCCUGUCUCCCCUGCUCCUCAGUCUCUCCAGCCAGCACCUCUGAGCUGUUUGCCUUUGCAAGGGGUCACCAGCUGGGGUGGAGGCAGGAGGAUUCAGGAGGUCAGUCCCACACCAUGGCUGCCUCUCCCUGCAGGUGUGGGGGGAUCUGGUGCUCUGUACUUUGGUUUUCAGGGCAAUUCAGCCCUUCCUGGGAGCCAGCCCUGCCAUGCCUUGGCCUGCAGGACUCCCACAGGAGGGUGGGCUCUGGUUAGGAGGGUGGUGCAGUCUCCAGGUGUUCUGCCAAAACCUUUUGUGCCCGUCCUGCAGCCCAGCCCAGGGCAGGAGGCAGUCCUGCUGUGCUCUCCUCGCUGGUAUUACUGUUCCCCUGGCUUUGUCCAUCUCCUGCUCCUUGGGGCUCUCAGGUCCCACCCUGGCCCAGCCAAGCACCUGCCAUGAUGGAGGGCCAAAGUUUGACACUCCCCCCGCUCCAUCUCAUCUCAUCUCAUCUCAUCUCAUCUCAUCUCAUCUCAUCUCAUCUCAUCUCAUCUCAUCUCAGCUGUGGCACCAGCACAGGAGAGCAGAGGGGCUUUUUUGCUUCCAAACGGGGUGUUCUGGUACCAAGAGCAUCCCCACGCCCUGCAUGCCUGGGCUGUGCUUGGGUCAGCCCUGCUGCUCCUCGGGGCAGCAAGCUGGGACACCACAGGUCCCCCUUCCCAGUGCCAUCCACGUCUUCCCAAAUCACUCAGACCCACCAGCUUUGGAGCAAACCUUGGAACGUGGGGCCUCUUGGGCAGGGAAGGAGCCGCGGGAAGCCUCGCACCAGCCGUGGUGACUGUGCCAGGAGAGGGGAAAGAGGCACCUGGAGAGGCAGGGGGUGAUCCUGGGGGUGAUCCCAAGCCCAUGCUUGGGAAUGACCCGUUGGGAGUGGAGGGCUCCAGCUCUUGGGAAUGACCCGUUGGGAGUGGGGGGCUCCAGCUCGCUGGGGAAACAAAGCAUUCUUGGGAUGCUCUUUCUCUAUAUUUUUGUAGGAUGGGGGGUGGGAGAGCAGAUGGGAGAUGCCUGCGGAAGUUGUUUAUUUUUAACCCUGGUUGGUUUUGGUUUUUGGCCUUUAAAAAAAAAAAAAAAAAAGAAAUGGUCCUUGCUUUUGAUGUUUAUGCUGCCUACCUGUAAAUCCAGAUGUACUUAAGUGGCUGAAAUCCUUGUUCUUAAAUCAGAUACACAUUAUAGUUUUGAACUAUAUAUAUAGUAAAUAUAUAUAUAUAUAUGCCUAACCCAGCAAAAAAAAAAAAAAAAAAUAAAGUAUUUGGGGGUGGGAAAUGCGUUGCUCUUUGAAAUGAAUCACAAUUGGGGGAUGAAAUUGUGUUUCUGAGUGCCUCAAGAUAUGAAUUGUUUUCAUUUUUUUAAAUAAUUUUAUACAAGUGUCAAAACAGCUGGCUGGAUUAUUUGGAAUUUUUAAAUAAUCCUAACUUUUUUAAAGUAGAUUUUGAGAACUGUCCUGUAUAUAACAGUAAUGUAGCAAUAAAUGUGACAUUUUAUAACAAUA